UGGGGACUCACUGAAGCCGGACGCCAUGACGGCCUCCCUGGAUGAGCUGAAGCAGGCGCUGAUUGAGACCUUGGAGACCCGCGGGGUUCUGGGUCAGGUGAAGGCCAAGGUCCGCGCGGAGAUCUUCGCGGCGCUGGACGACGAGCAGGUGCAGAGGCCCCAGCUGCCACGUGAGAAUGCCCUGAUCAACGAGUUGAUCCGGGAGUAUUUGGAAUACAAUGGGUACUACCAUUCCCUGUCAGUCCUUCUGCCGGAAACUGGCCAUCCGGAGGAGCCCCAGUUCGACCGCCGCUUCCUCGCGAGCGAGCUGCGGGUGCGCGAAGACGAGCGCAGCAGGUCCCUGCCGCUGCUCUACGCGUUGGUCCGUGGUUCCGUACGUGCAGAGGAGGCCCGGCCGAGUCCAGGUGCUGGGCGAGCGCGCGAGGAGUCGGCCGAGGCGCCGAGCUCUGACGCGGAUGGCGAUUUGCGGCCCAUGGUCAUCCGGGGGAGUGACUGAAUGGAGCAAGCGCGAGCUUGCCGAAGUGCCGCACAACAGUUGCGGCAAGUGUGGGGUUUGCACGCGCUUAGCGCCGGAAUCGCCUGGAAGAAAAGAAGAAGUCAUAUUCUGGUCAGACAGUGUCAACAGCCUUUGUUUGUAUGCCAACCGCACGCGAUUCGGGGGGUGCGGUGUGUUCGGGGAUUUGGGUCGCAAGACAAGGG
Molecule: messenger RNA, 699 nt
Organism: Effrenium voratum
Lineage: Eukaryota; Dinophyceae; Suessiales; Symbiodiniaceae
Source: the annotation of a GenBank genome assembly